AAUCCUCGCAUCAGUAAUAAUCGACCGGGUAUUUGAAUAAUUUAUUAUUCACGACGAGGGUAAUCUUGUCAACCCAAACACUCUAAUAAUACAAAUCUGGCUUCUGCUAAUCCAUCCCUAUCGAUCAAACAGGUGCCCCCCACCACCCCUCUCUCCCUCGAGUUAACAAUCUAAUCUUAGGCUUGAAGCAAUGAUUCUACUGCAGUCCCCCUCCAGAUUUCUCCUUCAAAUCUUGCAAGAUCGCGUCCAAAGCCCAGAGAAGGGGGUGGAUCUUGAUUGCCAUUCAGUCGAAUUUGGCGAUGUCCGCUAUCAUAUCCAGAUCUCCAUGAAGAAACCUCAGGUGAUGGUGCUAUCAGUAUCGCUGCCCAUUCCACCACCGGAAGCCAUUUUUUAUAGUGGGCUUCCAGUUGGCGCCAUUGAGGCUAUUAAGGCGGCGUAUGGGCCAAUCGUGCAAAUUCUUGAUCCUCCGAAAGAUGGAUACAAUCUCACCAUGAAGCUCUAUUUGUCGAAACUUCCAUCAGAUGAAGAGCAAAGGCAAGCACUUUUAGUGAAAAUUGCAUCUGUGAGAGAAGUUGUGUUAGGUGCUCCAUUACGAGUGGUCUUGAAGAAGCUUGCAUCGAAGACAGUUGCUCCUGAUGUCGAUCAACUUAUUGCUCUUGUGCACCGGCCUGAAGAAUCUUUUUUCCUUGUUCCCCAGGCAGAAAAAGUCAUCGUGGUGUAUCCUAUGAGGUUCCAGGAUUCGAUUGAUAUUGUUUUGGCAUCGUCCUUCUUGCAGGAAUUUGUGGAAGCAAGGCGCACAGCUGCACUUAAUAAUGCCCCUCCUUGUAUGUGGUCCCCAUCACCUCCUUUCGAGUUGAAAGGAGCUCCUGCUGAAGCACUAACUGCAAAUGCUGGAUUUGUUACUUUCGUUAUUUUUCCCCGGCAUGUUGAAGGCAAAAAACUGGACAGAACUGUUUGGAAUUUGUUGACGUUUCAUGCAUAUGUCAGUUAUCAUGUCAAGUGCUCAGAAGGUUUCAUGCACACUAGAAUGAGGCGUAGGGUGGAGUCAUUAAUUCAGGCUCUGGAUCGUGCCAAACCAGACACAGAAAAGUCGAAGAAGGUGGUGCAAGGGAAAUCCUUUAAACGACUGAGUCUAAAGGAAGCACGUGGCAUUUAACGUUCACAUCAAGGUUAGGGAGCUAGAAGAAGUGGAAAUGGAACCCAUUUCUCCAUUAACUUUAAGAUCUGUUUCUUCCUGGGAUGCCUCUUUGAACCAGCAGUUGGUGCAUGGAUGCUAUGCCGAGCUAGAUUGUAUCAGCUGCUCUAUCUUCUUGUCUGACUCUUAAAACUUUUUGGAGAGUAGUUUGAGAAAACACAUCAAUGUGAUUCAUUUGGAGGGGGAAAAAAAAGGACACCCCACGGACAUUUGCCUGUCAAACGGUGGUGGUGCUUAACCUAGGUACAUUUCACUUUAUGAUUAUUUUGCGUUCCAUGUAGUAAAGGGGUUCCCCACCAUCACAGCAGAGCAGAGCAGAACAGAUAAUUAAUUGCCUUGUACUUGCUGAGGAAAUCUUGAUUGCUGCGUUGCUGUGAGUUCGCUUCUUUUCUGCUUUGCGGGGUCUCCGUACCCCUAGGUGCUCACAUGAUUGUAUGGGAAGAUGUUAAUCUUGGUUUUGAGACGAUAAGUCUAAAACUUUCACAAAUUAUGAGAAGUUUUUAAUCUCCUUUCGUAUAAUGAAGUGGCAGUGCUCGAGCGUUUUCCUGUACUGCUAGUCGGCUUGGAAAGGCUUAUUCAUAUCUAUGCGAUUGAUUGAGCUGGAUCGGCUUCAUCAAGCAAUUUAUGUAAUAUUACUACAGUGACAAUGAUGGAAUAAUCUUUUUUUUGAAA
Elaeis guineensis (African oil palm) is the source of this 1867-nucleotide messenger RNA. Its product is annotated as actin-related protein 2/3 complex subunit 2A. The record is from RefSeq and is a predicted model, not a curated record. Gene Ontology annotation, cellular component: Arp2/3 protein complex; actin cytoskeleton. Lineage: Eukaryota; Viridiplantae; Streptophyta; Magnoliopsida; Arecales; Arecaceae. Gene Ontology annotation, molecular function: actin filament binding; structural constituent of cytoskeleton. Gene Ontology annotation, biological process: actin filament polymerization; Arp2/3 complex-mediated actin nucleation.